GCCUGUUGGCCGAGGGCUGCUUGGCGUCGGGUCUGGGCAGGCUUGCGGUGAGGAGCUGUGGCCGAAGCAGGUGUCCUGGCAGAAUCGGCAGUAGAGAAGGCGCCAUGGACGACCAAGGCUGCCCCAGGUGUAAGACCACCAAAUACCGGAACCCCUCUUUGAAGCUGAUGGUGAACGUGUGCGGACACACGCUGUGUGAGAGUUGUGUGGACUUAUUGUUUGUGAGAGGAGCUGGAAACUGUCCUGAGUGUGGUACUCCACUUAGAAAGAGCAACUUCAGGGUGCAACUCUUUGAAGAUCCCACUGUUGACAAAGAGGUUGAGAUUCGGAAAAAAGUGCUAAAGAUAUAUAAUAAGAGGGAAGAAGACUUUCCUAGUCUAAGAGAAUAUAAUGAUUUCCUAGAAGAAGUGGAAGAAAUUGUUUUCAACUUGACCAACAAUGUGGAUUUGGACAACACCAAAAAGAAAAUGGAGAUAUACCAAAAGGAAAACAAAGAUGUUAUUCAGAAAAACAAGUUAAAGCUGACUCGGGAACAGGAGGAAUUAGAAGAAGCUUUAGAAGUAGAACGACAGGAAAAUGAACAGAGAAGACUAUUUAUACAAAAAGAAGAGCAACUUCAGCAGAUUCUAAAAAGGAAGAAUAAGCAGGCUUUUUUGGAUGAACUGGAGAGUUCUGAUCUUCCUGUUGCUCUACUUUUGGCUCAGCAUAAAGAUAGAUCUACACAAUUAGAAAUGCAACUUGAGAAACCCAAACCUAUAAAACCAGUGACGUUUUCCACAGGCAUCAAAAUGGGUCAAUAUAUUUCAUUAGCACCUAUUCAAAAACUUGAAGAAGCUCUAUAUGAAUAUCAACCACUGCAAAUAGAGACAUGUGGUCCGAAAGUUCCUGAGUUCGAGAUGCUAGGAAGACUUGGAAUCACCACUGGCCAGCUGCAGUCCAGGCCCUGUGCACACCCCUCGAGAAAUCACCCAAGAAUCUGGACUCCUGGGAGGCAGGCCUCCAGACCUCAGAGUGAGAAUGGAGGGGAGUGCUGGGAGCUCAGAGUUGCAGGUAUUUAAACCAUGUCAGAGCUGCCUCUCCACAGGACCUUGCUGGGGGCUACACUUCUUCCCUUGCUUGUCACAGAGCUCUACAAGAUGCAUUCAGUGGGCUUUUCUGGCAGCCCAGUUAACCUUUAUUUGUCUGUUCAUAAGAUUUGGACCUUGGAGCUGAACCUGGGAGCUAGCAAAAGUGAAGCAGACUCAUAAAACUAUAGCUGUGUGCAGCUGCACAGAACACUGCUGCCAUAAGCAGCUGUGUUAAAGUAUUUAUAAAGAGAAAUGUUCAGAAAGAAACAAAUAUAGGGGAUAUAUAUUUAGAAAAAUAGUUUUUACUUACAUUUUUCUGAGAGAGAUUGAUGCAGUAAGCUUCAUCUGAUGGAAGAGAGGAAUAAAUAAUUCAUAUGUAUGUUUAAGGUUGACAGACUUGUAAAAAUCUUUUCAAAAAUAAAGCUAGACUUUAUAUUAA
This is a messenger RNA of Nycticebus coucang (slow loris), 1506 nucleotides long. It is a transcript of the gene MNAT1, whose product is annotated as MNAT1 component of CDK activating kinase. Gene Ontology annotation, molecular function: cyclin-dependent protein serine/threonine kinase activator activity. The transcript is spliced from 9 exons. Gene Ontology annotation, cellular component: transcription factor TFIIH holo complex. Lineage: Eukaryota; Metazoa; Chordata; Mammalia; Primates; Lorisidae. Bases 105 to 1058 code for a protein of 317 amino acids. Gene Ontology annotation, biological process: regulation of transcription by RNA polymerase II; nucleotide-excision repair; positive regulation of cyclin-dependent protein serine/threonine kinase activity. The record is from RefSeq and is a predicted model, not a curated record.